Messenger RNA from Hibiscus syriacus, 2778 nucleotides. Its product is annotated as alpha,alpha-trehalose-phosphate synthase [UDP-forming] 1-like. Gene Ontology annotation, molecular function: alpha,alpha-trehalose-phosphate synthase (UDP-forming) activity. The transcript is spliced from 18 exons. NCBI's taxonomy places the organism in Eukaryota, Viridiplantae, Streptophyta, Magnoliopsida, Malvales, Malvaceae. The coding region runs from base 1 to 2778 and encodes 925 amino acids. Gene Ontology annotation, cellular component: cytosol. Gene Ontology annotation, biological process: trehalose biosynthetic process. The record is from RefSeq and is a predicted model, not a curated record.
AUGGCGAUUGCAUCCCAAGAGAUGUGCAUUUUGCAUAACAAGAGCCAUCUGGCUUUGCUGCAAACUGACGGCAUGCCAGGGAGCAAAUACAAGAGUAAUAUCCCAGGCAGACCAAGAACAAGAUUGGAAAGACUUCUUAGAGAAAGGGAGUUACGGAAAUUCUCCAAGUCUUUUAAUGAUGAGUUACCAUCAUCAACCCAAGACUCCUUAGAGCAAUCUGAUUCUGGGACUUCAUCUGGUGUGUUCCACGGUGAAGACUCUUCAGAACCCACUUCUAAAGCAACGGCUUCGUACGAUGGAUGUGAACAUAAUGAUCCUCAAUCAACCAAACUGCGCCUGUUGGUGGUUGCUAAUAGGCUGCCAGUUUCUGCAAUUAGGCUUGGGGAAGAUUCUUGGAAACUUGAUAUUAGCGUAGGAGGUCUAGUCAGUGCACUUCUUGGUGUGAAGGAAUUCGAGACCAGAUGGAUUGGUUGGGCAGGGUUAAAUGUCCCUGAUGAAAUAGGACAAAAGUCAUUAACUCAAGCUUUAGCUGAACAGAGGUGCAUACCUGUAUUCCUUGAAGAAGAAACUGCUCAGCAAUAUUAUAAUGGAUAUUGUAACAACAUACUGUGGCCACUGUUUCACUAUCUUGGACUUCCGCAAGAAGACCGUCUUGCAACUACUCGUACUUUUCAAUCUCAGUUCGAUGCUUAUAAGAAAGCCAAUCAGUUGUUUGCCGAUGUGGUUCUACAACAUUACGAGGAAGGGGAUGUGGUUUGGUGCCAUGAUUACCACCUUAUGUUUCUUCCCAAGUAUCUAAAAGAACGGAACCGUACAAUGAAAGUCGGUUGGUUUCUGCAUACUCCUUUUCCGUCUUCUGAAAUCCAUAGGACACUGCCAUCUCGGUCGGAGCUGCUGAGGUCCAUUCUUGCUGCUGAUUUAAUAGGAUUCCACACAUAUGACUAUGGAAGGCAUUUUGUUAGUGCCUGUACUCGUAUUCUCGGGCUGGAGGGCACACCUGAAGGAGUUGAGGACCAAGGAAAGCUGACUCGUGUAGCUACAUUUCCAAUAGGGAUUGAUUCUGAUCGAUUCAUUAAAGCUCUUGAACUCCCUGAAGUACAAUAUCACAUUAAAGACUUGAAAGAGAGGUUUGCCGGCCGAAAGGUAAUGUUAGGCGUUGACCGGCUUGAUAUGAUCAAGGGAAUACCACAGAAGAUUUUGGCGUUUGAAAAAUUCCUUGAGGAAAAUCCCAUUUGGCGUAAUAAGGUGGUUCUCGUGCAAAUUGCUGUCCCUACCAGGACUAAUGUUCCCGAGUAUCAAAAGCUUACAAGCCACGUCCAUGAGAUUGUUGGGCGCAUUAAUGGAAGAUUUGGAACUCUUACUGAUGUACCAAUACAUCAUCUGGAUUGUUCUCUUGAAUUUCACGAAUUAUGUGCUCUGUACGCUGUUACCGAUGUAGCUCUUGUGACAUCUUUAAGGGAUGGGAUGAACCUUGUCAGCUAUGAGUUCGUUGCCUGCCAAGCGUCCAAGAAAGGGGUCCUUAUACUAAGCGAGUUUGCUGGGGCUGCUCAGUCUCUUGGUGCUGGAGCCAUUUUGGUUAAUCCAUGGAAUAUCACUGAAGUUGCUUCUUCAAUUAGCUAUGCUUUGAACAUGCCAGCUGAUGAAAGGGAAAUACGCCACCACCAUAACUUCAAGCAUGUAACUUCCCACACAUCUCAAGAAUGGGCUGCAACCUUUGUAAGUGAACUUAAUGACACCAUUGUUGAAUCUAAAUUGAGGACAAGACAAAUUCCACAGCCACUUCCGUUUGAAGUUGCGGUUGAGCGUUACACACAUUGCAAUAACCGGCUUAUCAUAUUGGGACUGAAUGCAACAUUAACUGAGCCAGCGGAAACCCUUGGGAGGAAGGACAGUCAAAUUAAAGAAUUGAAGCCCAAGUUACGUCCGGGUUUACACGAACCUUUGAGAAAGCUUUGUGAUGAUCCAAAGACAACUGUUCUUGUCCUCAGUGGAAGCAGAAGAAGUGUCCUGGAUGAUAAUUUUGGUGAUUACAGCCUGUGGUUGGCAGCUGAAAAUGGGAUGUUUUUACGUUCUACAAAGGGAGAGUGGAUCACAACAAUGCCUGAAAGUAUAACUACGGAAUGGGUGGAUAGUGUCAAGCAUGUAUUUGAAUAUUUCACUGAGAGAACUCCUCGAUCUCAUUUCGAGCACCGAGAAACUUCACUUAUAUGGAACUAUAAAUAUUCAGAUUUGGAGUUCGGAAGACUUCAAGCACGAGAUGUAUUGCAACAUCUUUGGACUGGCCCUAUCUCGAACGCAGCUCUUGAUGUUGUACGAGGUAGCCGGUCUGUUGAAGUUAGAUGCUUUGGUGCUACAAAGGGUGCUGCAAUGGAUCGAAUCCUCGGAGAAGUAGUUCUUCAAAAAGGCAUGAAGGAACCCAUUGAUUAUGUCCUGUGUAUCGGUCACUUUCUCCCCAAGGAUGAAGACAUUUAUACCUUUUUUGAGCCGGAGCCUCCUUCAAAAACCCCUUCCUCUCCCCAAGUACCAACACCAAUCAGGACAUCUCAUCUUAGAAGGCAACGUUCAUUGUCAAAUAUGGAACAAAACACGAGCUAUUCCAUAGGAGAAGGUGUUUUGCAAUCUAGGGUAACCGAUCAAGAGGGUCCUUACGUGCUUGAUCUUCCUCCAGACAAUUAUUUUUCUUGUACCGUUGCAAGGGAAAGAUCGAGUUCACGCUAUCUCCUUCGAUCGUCUGAUGAAGUUGUGGAACUCUUGAGAGAGCUGUCAGAUCAUUGUUGA